AUGCUGAUACUGUUACUAUUGUCAAUGAUAAGCUUCACUGCAUCACUUCUUGGAUUGGCUUUAUUAGCCAUAGGUUAUGGCCUCAAUCUUUCCACCAUAGUCUUUCUAUGUUUUGGCCUUAGUGGUUUAGUCACUUCGACAGUUUUAUGGACUAUACGACCAAAAUCACUAAUGACUUGGCCAAAAUGUCUGAAACGAUUUGUUAGAAGACAUCGAAGACAUACUAACAAUGGCAAACAGUCUGAAGUAUUAGAUCGUGAUAAAGCUGAAAUGAUUAUGAGAAAUAUUCGUGGAAUUCCAUACCUCAUUCAGGCUAUUCAGUAUAGCAUGGAGACCACGUAUUAUACAGCUAUGAUGGCACAAAGCAGUGGUGAAGUACCGACUACUUCAGUGAUACACACAGCUCCAAAAUGUACCAGCGUUAUUGAUUCUGACCAUGAAGAUUGCUGCUCAGCGCCAGAAACUGUAUUAACGAAGGAUCGUCCAACAGCUCAUAUAGUUCAUCAAACAAUCGAGGAAUGGAUCCCGACUGGAUCAUCCUCUUGGAACAAUACUCAACUAAGGAUUUCUAUCAGUAAUAAUUCUGAUACUGGAAUUAACGUAUUUCCAUAUAGUGAAGUAACACCCCGGUUGAGCAGUGAUCCAAUUCUGGAAAUGGUUGAAAGACCAGCGGAAAUUUCAUCUGAAAUUGAGGAAACCAAAAGUUUCUUGAAAAGGUUAACUUUGCUUCUUAAACUUGACUAUCAGAGUAUCCCUUCAAGUACUGACUGCUAA
Thelazia callipaeda (thelaziosis nematode) is the source of this 774-nucleotide messenger RNA. The record is from the annotation of a GenBank genome assembly. NCBI's taxonomy places the organism in Eukaryota, Metazoa, Nematoda, Chromadorea, Rhabditida, Thelaziidae.